AUGACAUAAAAGCUGUAUAUUACAGAAUCUUUAAUAAUAUUUUAGACAUUCUGGGUUAAAAAGGUAGACUAUUAUAAUUCAUGUUAGUUUUGGUAGGAAUAAUGGUCAAACCUUUUAACAAACUUUCUUGCGAUUUAUUUUAGCAUCAGAAAUAUUUUUUUUGAAAAAUAUAAUGGUUAAUAAAUGAUUCAGCCAUAAUAGUAAGUUUUGAGAUAAGCUGAAGGGCUUUUUAAUUAAAAUUAAUUCAAUUAAAAAAUACUCAAAUUAAAAGCCCAAUAAAUUAAAUUACUUGUUUGGUAAUUAUUCAUUUACUUUUGGAUAAGAUGGAUAAUUAAUUGA
Messenger RNA from Paramecium sonneborni, 339 nucleotides. NCBI's taxonomy places the organism in Eukaryota, Ciliophora, Oligohymenophorea, Peniculida, Parameciidae. The record is from the annotation of a GenBank genome assembly.